AUGUUUACACUGAAAGUGCAAGUUAAUGAUAUAAUCAGCCAUCAGUAUCUACACCAAGCUGUUGUAGAAGUCUUUGUCAACUACACUAAAACAAAUUCUACUCUAACUGGAAAGAAUGGAGCGGUAUUGAUACAAGUUCCCUAUCAACUAGGUCUCAGUUUAACUAUUGCUUCUUAUAAAGAUGGUUAUAUGUUAACACCUUUACCUUGGAAAACUGGGAGAAUGCCAAUAUAUUCAUCUGUUACACUUUCAUUGUUCCCCCAAAGCCAGGCAAAUAUAUGGCUAUUUGAUGAUACAGUUUUAAUUACUGGGAAACUAUCUGAUGCCAAAUCUCAACCAAGUGUUCAGUUUCCAAAAUACUUAAUUAAACUUCCUGUGAACCACCAUAUCACUAAUGUAACAGCGUAUCUUACAGUGCCACAACAGUUUUUGAAAGUGGACCAUUUCCUCUAUACAACAGGAAUUCUUUUAAAUAAGUCAGGUAUCAAAAGUUUGAUGUAUAUUGUUA
Python bivittatus (Burmese python) is the source of this 508-nucleotide messenger RNA. The record is from RefSeq and is a predicted model, not a curated record. NCBI's taxonomy places the organism in Eukaryota, Metazoa, Chordata, Lepidosauria, Squamata, Pythonidae.